Bombyx mandarina (wild silkworm) is the source of this 773-nucleotide messenger RNA. RefSeq names its product circadian clock-controlled protein daywake. The record is from RefSeq and is a predicted model, not a curated record. Gene Ontology annotation, biological process: multicellular organismal reproductive process. Lineage: Eukaryota; Metazoa; Arthropoda; Insecta; Lepidoptera; Bombycidae.
UUCAUUUGGUGUGACCAGUUCGCUUCGGGAAUAUGAAGAGAAAAGUUUGUGCGUUUUUCGCGUUCAGCAGUGUCGUGUCAAUAUUCGGAGCCUUACCUGAUGUCCAGAAAUGUAAUCUGACCGAUGCAGUAUGCCUGAAGACGUCAGCGCAAUCGAUGGUGCCGCAGCUAACCGAUGGAUUACCGGAUUUGGGGUCUAAGGUGUUAGAUCCCCUUUACGUGGAAGCCAUAAAAGUUGACCUUGCCGGAUUGAAGUUGGCGCUUACCGAUGCACAGAUAACUGGAAUGAAAGAUACAAUCAUUGACAAAUUGAGCGUGGAUUUAGCAAAAAAACAGAUACAAGUUAUUUGUCACGUCAGUGUUUACUUGAAGGGUAAAUAUAAGGCUUCAGGGAAACUCCUCAUUUUGCCCAUCACAGGUGAUGGGGACACAACUAUUAAACUAAAGAAUCUCAGGAUCCAAAUGAUGUACCCGUUUAAUCUUGUUAAGAAUUCGGAAGGAAAGGAUGUUAUCGAUUUAAGCAGCUACAGAUAUAGCUAUGACGUCAAAGACAACGCGCACUUUCAUAUGACGAAUUUGUUUAAUGGUAACAAACAAUUAGGUGACGUGAUGCUGACUUUUAUGAAUCAAAAUUGGAAAGCGUUGACGCAGGAAUUCGGGAAACCACUCCUCGAAAUACCCAUGGAGAUGGUUUACAAUACAGUCAAAACAUAUUUAAAAUCUCAACCUUUAGAGGACAUAGCUAAUUUAUAAGACAAUGCCAAAGAACCUUUA